Lachnellula hyalina is the source of this 1800-nucleotide messenger RNA. RefSeq names its product putative dolichyl pyrophosphate Man9GlcNAc2 alpha-1,3-glucosyltransferase (gene alg6). NCBI's taxonomy places the organism in Eukaryota, Fungi, Ascomycota, Leotiomycetes, Helotiales, Lachnaceae. Gene Ontology annotation, biological process: protein N-linked glycosylation. Gene Ontology annotation, cellular component: endoplasmic reticulum membrane. The transcript is spliced from 2 exons. The record is from RefSeq and is a predicted model, not a curated record. Gene Ontology annotation, molecular function: dolichyl pyrophosphate Man9GlcNAc2 alpha-1,3-glucosyltransferase activity. The coding region runs from base 1 to 1800 and encodes 599 amino acids.
AUGGUAGGCCCUUCUCCUCAUAGACCACGGCGGAAGGCCAAGAAGACGACGACCGGCAACGGCAGCGAGGUAUCUUCAGUCGCGCCGUCUGCAAGCUCGCGAUCUUCUUCUUCUUCCUCCUCGGCCAAACCGGCAUACCCAUUGGCAGCUUUCCUCUGGCCAGCGCGGAGCUCAGUAUCAAAAUGGGAGAUCUUGCCCUUGAUCUUGAUGGCAGUAGGCCUUUUCAGGUGGGCAGCAGGGCUUUGGGGCUAUUCAGGAUUCCAAAACCCCCCCAUGCACGGCGACUACGAAGCUCAAAGACACUGGAUGGAGAUAACUACCAAAUUGCCCAUAUCACAAUGGUACUUCCACGACCUCGAAUGGUGGGGACUCGACUACCCGCCUUUGACCGCAUACCAUAGCUGGCUUCUGGGCACAAUUGGAGGACUGAUUGAUCCAUCGUGGUUCGCCCUGCAUACCUCCCGCGGUCUCGAGGAUCCUACGUUGAAGGUCUUUAUGCGGGCAACUGUCAUCGUAUCCGAAUACCUUAUCUACGUACCGGCUGCGGUAAUACUCGUGAGGAGGCUUAGCAAGCACCACGGUGUCAAUACAUGGAACGCUGCCGUUGCGCUAACUGCAAUUCUGAUGCAGCCGGGAACUAUCUUGAUAGAUCACGUACAUUUUCAAUACAAUACGGUCAUGUUGGGUCUGGUACUUGCCAGUAUGUCAAGCGUCCUAGCGGGAAGGUUCAUGUGGAGCUGUGUCUUCUUCGUGUUGGCACUAGGGUUCAAACAGAUGGCAUUGUACUACGCACCAGCUAUGUUUGCAUACCUUCUUGGUGUUUGCUUCUUCCCUCGCAUCAAUGUUCCUCGUUUUCUCGGCAUAGCAGCUGUCACAUUGGCUACAUUCGCAAUUUUGCUCUUACCUAUAUUCUUGGGAGCAUUAUACGAUGCCCAUCGAGGUGUCGAUGUUCGACCUGAGCUCUUCGGCCACCCAGCUCCCUUGCCCAUAUUCUCUGAACACUCGUUCAAGAUCAACUACAGUGCUUGGUACUUUCCUAUCAUUCAACAAGCGGCUCAAAUCGUCCAUCGUGUUUUUCCUUUUGCACGUGGUCUCUUCGAAGACAAGGUCGCUAAUUUCUGGUGUGCUCUGAAUGUCAUCAUCAAGCUUCGAAACUAUCCCUCUGAACUUCUUCAACAAGCUUCCUUACUUCUUACACUUGCUGCCAUUACACCUGGCUGCUUUGUCAUUUUCAUCAGGCCCAGAAAAGAAAAUCUACCUUUGGCACUAGCCACCACCGCCUGGGGUUUCUUCCUUUUCAGUUUCCAGGUCCACGAGAAGAGUGUUCUGCUGCCAUUGAUGCCGAUGACCGCAGUCCUAGCAGGCAAUCACGGUCUCAGCAAGAAUGUACGCGCAUGGGUUGGCUUCGCAAAUCUCCUGGCUGUAUGGACAAUGUUCCCCCUUCUUCAGCGUGUCGAUUUGCGCAUCCCGUACUUCGUCCUUUCCCUUCUUUGGGCAUAUCUCCUGGGCCUUCCACCGACUUCGUUUUCUGUAUAUCAUCAAGAUGGAAAUCCUUCUUGGUCUGGAUUUGCGACAACAACCCUGCAUUUGAUUUUCUACAUUAUCAUGGGUAUCUGGCAUUUAGCCGAAGCGUUCCUGUUGCCACCCCAUGAAAAACCAGAUCUUUGGGUCGUGAUAAACGUUGGUGUUGGAACAAUAGGAUUUGGGAUAUGUUACCUUUGGUGUCUAUGGAACCUGGUUGUCGGAAGUGGUCUUGUUGAAUCUUCGAAAUCGGAAAAGCGAAAAGCCAAGACUCAGUAA